UUUGUUUUGUUUGCAGUUGCGUUUAGGCUAUAUGAUCUGAGACAAACAGGGUUUAUUGAGCGGGAGGAAGUUAAGCAGAUGGUAGUUGCCAUUUUGAAUGAAUCCGAAAUAAAAUUGUCAGAUGACCUUGUUGAAUCGAUCAUUGACAAAACAUUUGCUGAUGCUGAUACUGACAAGGAUGGUAGAAUCAAUAAAGAUGAAUGGAAGGAAUUUGUGAUUCGUAAUCCGUCCCUUUUGAAGAACAUGACUCUUCCUUAUCUAAAGGAUGUCACGACGAUAUUUCCCAGUUUUGUUUUCAAUACUGAGGUUGAAGACUGAAAAUCCAACAUGCUUUCGACCUUGGUGAUUUAGUACAUAAGAAGCUGCAUUGUAUCUUAUUAAUUUGUCUUUGCAGGCAUAAAUAAUAAUUUUGAGCGUAAAUUAUGUAACUUGAGCUUGGAAACUCAGAAUGACCUGAAUUUAGAAGCUUUGGAAAGCUAAGAAAAAGAGCUAUAACUUUCAUGUUUCGGGUUUUUCCUAAUUCUUACUAGACAAGGAUGAAAACUUAGCUUGAAGUUGUGAAAGGUACGCAGGGAACUGAAGAAAAACGUCUUCAAACAUACUUUAGUAUUUCUGCCAUAACUUGAGCUGUAGACCUCAGAUUGUGCUGAUUCUUGAACGAUCAAAAAGAUAAUUGAAAGGGCUACAAUUCAUAUG
Messenger RNA from Pistacia vera, 696 nucleotides. RefSeq names its product calcineurin B-like protein 9. Gene Ontology annotation, molecular function: calcium ion binding; kinase binding. Lineage: Eukaryota; Viridiplantae; Streptophyta; Magnoliopsida; Sapindales; Anacardiaceae. The annotation marks the transcript as partial. Gene Ontology annotation, biological process: calcium-mediated signaling. The transcript is spliced from 4 exons. The record is from RefSeq and is a predicted model, not a curated record.